AUGGAAAAGCCCAACACUAAUAGCCUGGCCGACUCUUUCACCUCUCCAAUCUUCUCCUCUCUCGCCGUAGGAGUAGGCACAGGGGCUGUUGGAAUAGCUUAUGGCGGCGUAGCUGGCACUAUUCUUUCGACGCCUAACCCGCUUCUAUACCCAACAUAUUCCGGAUUACAAUGGUUCUGCGCAGGAACUACGUUCUUCUAUUGCCGUAGUAUCCUCCUUGCGGACCCGAAAACUCGACAGCAACCGCUACAUGUGGUUGCUGCGAGUGGGCUUAGCGGCUUCGGUGCAGGUGCAGUUGCUGGUACCUUUUUGAGAAGAACUGCUGUUAUUCCAGGUGGCGUUAUGCUGGGGGUCCUGGCUGCCACCUCUCAGACAGUGCUCAACAUGAAUGGAGGCUCUUUUGAGUUGAAUUUCAACGAAAUUCCAUUACGCUUGCAACGAGGCAUAGCCAACCUUAUGCCUAUGCAAUCGCUCUCUGACAAAGAGUAUGAGGAAUUGCUGACUAGCAAACUUCUCAAGAUUGAGGCGCAAAUCUCAUUGCUGGAUGAUCAAAUCGCAGACCUCCGCGAAGCAAGCCAACAGCAGAAUUCUAGCCGGAGGCCGGAAUCGUGA
Molecule: messenger RNA, 612 nt
Organism: Exophiala spinifera
Lineage: Eukaryota; Fungi; Ascomycota; Eurotiomycetes; Chaetothyriales; Herpotrichiellaceae
Exons: 4
Coding region: 1-612 (203 amino acids)
Source: RefSeq, a predicted model, not a curated record